CAGCAGCACUCAGUCAGUGUCUAGGCUCUCUUACUUGCCGCGAACUUUUUCGCGGGGAAGCGCGCUUCAUGCAACUGUGGACUUCGGAACUUUUUUUAUUUUGGCCGGAGAAGUUUUUCUAGUGCUCAACUCGAAUUUUUUCCAACCAUGGGAAUGCUUCUGAUUUUGGGACUUCUUCUAUAUGCAUCUAAAGUGGUCCCCGCUCUGAGGUUGGCCAAGCUCGAUGUCUCGUCUGCAGUGAUCCGAGGAGAACCUGCGUGGCUGAACUGCAGCUACACUUUAGAAGGCGAUGAGCUGUACUCGGUCAAAUGGUACAAAAACAAUGUGGAAUUCUACAGAUUCUUGCCGACAGACCGACCACCAGGACAGAAGUACGAUCUGCAAGGAGUCUACGUAGAUCUGGAGCAGUCUUUCGAAGGAUAUGUGUACCUCAAGCGGACGGAUCUCAACACAGAAGGGGUGUACCGCUGCGAAGUGUCCGCCGAAGCUCCCUCCUUCCAGACUGUCAGAGAAGAGAAAGAAGUGAGGGUGUACGUUCUGCCCAAGGACGGUCCUACCAUCUCGGGGGUGAAACCCCAAUACCAGGUGGGGGACGACGUAAAUGUCACCUGCUCCGCUGGACCCUCCAAGCCAGCUGCUCAGCUCCGGUGGUACAUCAACGGAAACGAGGCCCCUGCUGAAUUCGAAAUCCGGUACGGCCCCAUCCGUCACCAAGACCGACUGGUGACUUCUACUCUUGGUUUGCGAUUCACGGCGGAGCCCCGGCAUUUCUGGCACGGAGCGAUGAAGCUCCGAUGUUCCGCCGUCAUUUCUCAAGCUUACUCCAUGAGCAGCGAAGAGAUUAUAGUAGGGGAUAACGCCAAAGCUUCAGCUGUAGUUGGUGACGGACCCGUAAUAACAGGUGGUAAACCCAAAUAUCAGAAAGGGGACACGGUAGAUGUAAAUUGCACGUCCGCAAAAUCAAAUCCUCCAGCUGAACUGAGAUGGUACAUCAAUGACAAACCUGUACGAGCCGAAUUCCUGUUGCGAUACAAACCAAUACGGUAUCCUGACGGCCAAGUGACUUCCAUCCUGGGUCUCCGUUUCGCAGUGCGCACUGACCACUUCCUGAGGGACGAAAUGCGCCUCAAAUGCACCGCCACCCUGUCCAAGGUGAUUAACAUGAGCAGUGAAGAGACGCUUGUUGGAAGCAGUCAACAGAGUUCUGGCUUACACAUCUCAGAAAACACGGGAGCAGUUAUAAACAGAGGAAGUACGAUUGGCUGCCUGUUACAAACUCUGUUCGUGAGUACGUUUCUGGCCGCUUUGUUAUAGCGCCAUCUCGUGGACUGUUGCGCCUGUAAAGCUUUUCAUGAGGAUUUUCAAGGUUUCUAAAAACCACUACGAAAAUUAAACGAGGAUUCCCACCCCCACAAAGGGACACCACCCCUCAAAGUGAGAGUGCACCAGGAACUGUGGCCCACCACCUUGCAUGGUUGUGAGCACUUCUGUACCAAUGUUUUCUGGAUGGGCGAAUUGUAACAUAUAGACUGGCAGUUUUGCUUGGAAUCGCUUGUCUGCAAACUAUAUACAUAUGAAUAAAUAUAUAUAUAUAUAUAUAUGAAAUAUAUAACUACAGUUUCUACUUAAUAUGACUCGAUUGAGUCAGCUUUCCACAUACUGUAACUUAUCGAAGUCAAAGGUACAGUGUAAAUGAAGACUGAUCAGACUGUAUUGAAGAGAGUUAACCACAAAGAAUUAUGUCAUGAAACAGUUGGAAAUUCAUUUGAGUUUUCAUUAAGAUUAGAAGUGACGCCAAAAUGACCACACAUUUUAUAAGAAAGCUUUGAUUUGGCAGGCUAUCCUUAAAAAUAGCAACUAAUUGAUGAUCAUCAAUUGAAAACGAUAUCCAAUCUGGAUUCCAUCUUCGAACGUCAACAAUUAAUUGAUGCCAGAUUUCAAGAAGGUAAGGGAUGAACAGAAUUUCUUGAAGUAGCCAACUGGUGACAAUCGAUUGGAAAUAUCGCCAACAGCUGGCGAAAAAUUCUACAGAAGUUGCUAAAUGGCAAAAAACGCCAACUGAAAAACAAUGGUAAAAGUCGUCUGGUAUUGGGUAUAAGUUUUCAAAAGAUGAUUACUUGUGAACGUAUAUUGGAUAAAAGGAUUAAUCAGCGAAGUUUGACGCCAAUAAACGAAUUUAUAAAAUGAACGCCAAGAGAUGAGCAUUUUUGUUCUGUGAAGAUCGGAAACAUUUCGGUACUGAAAACAAAAAUGCCACAAGAAAGUUAUUUCUGUUCUUAUUAUAAAGUGAAACUAGAACCUAUGUAGCUCGAUUAUAAUUUUUUAUCCUAAUUGUGCAUGCUUUAAAUGGAAAAGACAUACAUAUUUCCUCCGUAGAUUAUAAUUUUUUUGUGAAUGCACAUGAAAUAUUUUAAUUUGGGUAUAUGCAAAUGCAAUCAUUUUUUUACUUUGUUUACUUUAGGUUAUUACUAUUAUUUCAUUUCUUGAUUUUCUUACAUGAAUGCAAUUUCCAUGUGGAAAUUAAAUUUCAAAUGUAUUGUACUUAAUUUUAAACUUUCGAUAAAAUAAUUGACUUUUCUGUGUUUAUUUUUUUAUUGCAGUUAAAUAUUUUGUGCUGUUGAAAAACUGAGAAAGUUUUCGCAA
This is a messenger RNA of Argiope bruennichi, 2643 nucleotides long. RefSeq lists its product as uncharacterized. NCBI's taxonomy places the organism in Eukaryota, Metazoa, Arthropoda, Arachnida, Araneae, Araneidae. The record is from RefSeq and is a predicted model, not a curated record. The transcript has 8 exons. Bases 148 to 1314 code for a protein of 388 amino acids.